AUGUCUAUAAAUAUAAUCAAAUCUCAUAAAAUUGAAGUACCUAAGCAAAGUAAUAAGCAAAAAAAUAUCAGGAAUUACAUGAAAACUUCUCAAGUAUUUCGAUGUAUCAUAGAAUUCUAUUUAAUAUAGCAAAAAGUUUAGAUGGAUUUAUGAAACUUUUAUAAUAUACAUGCUAUCAAAAAUCAGAACAAAACAUCGAUACUCAAUAAGUUAUUUCAACUGCAAGAUAACUUAAUACAUAAAGGACAUUAAUGGAAUUUGGAUUUAUUAAUGGAAGAAGUUCUCCUAUUAAAAAGAAUAGAUAACAUUAGAGAAGUAGAUAAAAAAAUUAUAAAUUUCCUGAGUUAGAGUAUAAAAUAAGGAGAUUAAGUUGUGGUUGUAGUGAAUGUGGUAUGGUUGGAAGAAAAAUUAGAAAAUUUCAUGAUAUUCUUAUUUCAAAAGUUAAUGAAGAAGAAGAAGAACAUCAAUAAACUUUCAUAAGAAAUGGGUAGAAAUUAAGAGGAAUUUUUAAUUAAGUGGCUAAAUCUGCAAAAGUAUGCCUUAGUUUAAGAACUUUAUAAUCAGAAAAAGAAAGAGAAGAGAAAAUGGAGUUUAGUCCUGAGCCAAAAUCAAGUGUUUUAGAAAUUUAAUGUAAAUAAGUGUCUCGAAAGAUUAUUUCAUAAAACUCAAUGAAUCAAUUACCAUUAAUAAGAAAACCUUAAAUGAAAGAUUACAUUAGAAAAAUAAACAAUCUAAAUAAUCUUAUCGAAUAGACUUAACUGAUAAUUUGUUCAUCUUCUACAUUAAUUAGGAAUUCAGCACCAAAUUUGGAUGCAUUUGAAAAGAGACAAAAAGAAAGUCCAAUGUCGAAAAGAGAAUAAUCAAUGCAUAACUCUCGAUAUAAAUAAAAUAUUUACUUAAUAAAAUCACCUUUGAAUGGAUUGACAUUAUAGAAGUUUAGAGAGUUUAAAAUAAAAUAAUGAAAUAUAUUUAAUUUUGGAAUUAAAGCAACGAUAUUGAAUAACCAUCUGAUCCUCAAGAGAAAUCAGGAUUUGUGUCUAAAUUUUCUUAAUCUUUUAGAUUUCUAAAGCCAUGUAUGAUUAAAUAAUAUAAUAAAGAAAAUGUUGUAACAAAAGUGUAAGAUGUAUAAUAAGCAGCAAUGAAUUGGAAGAAUUUUGCAAUAUUUUUUGGAUUGGGAUUGUGUUUCAUGUUUAUAGCAUUCACAUUUUUACCUUUGAUCAUGGUGUUUCCAGCUAAAUUUGGAGGCUUAUUUAGUUUAGGGUAAGAUGUGUAUUUAAAUAUAAUAUAGAUCAUUAAGUUUAUGGAUUUCAUUAUUUAUAAUCAAAGGAGGAACUAACUUUAUGAAGAUGUUUUGUAAUAAGGAAAAAUUCAUCUAUACAAAUAUUUAUGUGAUUAUGUUAAUGGCAACAGUUUAUUUUAGUCUAAUCCAUAAGAAUUACAUUCUAGUGUUAAUGUUUUCAAUUGCUUAGGUAUUUUAAUACUUAUUAAAUUUAGAUGAUAUCUUUAGGAUGGUUAUUUGCAUCUUCAUUUCCAGCCGGAAUCACUGGAAUGAAGUUUAUUACAAAAUAAAUACUUGCACUAAUUAAAUAGAUAAUGUCUUUUUGUUUUAAGUCUUCAUAAUCAAAUUCAUUUCUACCCAUAUGAUA
Molecule: messenger RNA, 1646 nt
Organism: Paramecium pentaurelia
Lineage: Eukaryota; Ciliophora; Oligohymenophorea; Peniculida; Parameciidae
Source: the annotation of a GenBank genome assembly